Messenger RNA from Phyllostomus discolor (pale spear-nosed bat), 3138 nucleotides. It is a transcript of the gene HOXA5, whose product is annotated as homeobox A5. Gene Ontology annotation, molecular function: RNA polymerase II cis-regulatory region sequence-specific DNA binding; DNA-binding transcription factor activity, RNA polymerase II-specific. Gene Ontology annotation, cellular component: nucleus. NCBI's taxonomy places the organism in Eukaryota, Metazoa, Chordata, Mammalia, Chiroptera, Phyllostomidae. The transcript has 6 exons. The record is from RefSeq and is a predicted model, not a curated record. The coding region runs from base 88 to 900 and encodes 270 amino acids. Gene Ontology annotation, biological process: regulation of transcription by RNA polymerase II; anterior/posterior pattern specification.
UCCAUAAUUCAUCAUAAAUUGUGCAAGGGUGCUAUAGACGCACAAACGACCGCGAGCCACAAAUCAAGCACACAUAUCAAAAAACAAAUGAGCUCUUAUUUUGUAAACUCAUUUUGCGGUCGCUAUCCAAAUGGCCCGGACUACCAGUUGCAUAAUUAUGGAGAUCAUAGUUCCGUGAGCGAGCAAUUCAGGGACUCGGCGAGCAUGCACUCCGGCAGGUACGGCUACGGCUACAAUGGCAUGGAUCUCAGCGUCGGCCGCUCGGGCUCCGGCCACUUUGGCUCCGGGGAGCGCGCCCGCAGCUACGCGGCCGGCGCCAGCGCGGCGCCUGCCGAGCCCAGGUACAGCCAGCCGGCCACGUCCACGCACUCGCCUCCGCCCGACCCGCUGCCCUGCUCCGCCGUGGCCCCCUCGCCCGGCAGCGACAGCCACCACGGCGGGAAAAACUCCCUGGGCAACUCCAGCGGCGCCUCGGCCAACGCCGGCAGCACCCACAUCAGCAACAGAGAGGGGGUUGGCACGGCGUCCGGAGCCGAGGAGGACGCCCCCGCCAGCAGCGAGCAGGCGAGCGCGCAGAGCGAGCCGAGCCCGGCGCCGCCCGCCCAACCCCAGAUCUACCCUUGGAUGCGCAAGCUACACAUAAGUCAUGACAACAUAGGCGGCCCGGAAGGCAAAAGGGCCCGGACGGCCUACACGCGUUACCAGACCCUGGAGCUGGAGAAGGAGUUCCACUUCAACCGCUACCUGACCCGCCGAAGAAGGAUUGAAAUAGCACAUGCUCUUUGCCUCUCCGAGAGACAAAUUAAAAUCUGGUUCCAAAACCGGAGAAUGAAGUGGAAAAAAGAUAAUAAGCUGAAAAGCAUGAGCAUGGCGGCGGCGGGAGGGGCCUUCCGCCCCUGAGUAUUUGAGCGUUUAAAGUACUGAGCAGUAUUAGCGGAUCCUGCGUAGUGUCAGUACUAAGGCUACGUGUGCCGCUUGGUCAUUCAAAUUGUCAAUUUUAGGUCCAGAAGUGUCCAAACCACAAGUUCUCAAAACUCUCUGAAAAAUGGCUCCCUCCGCGUUAAGCAAUUCUGAAAGGCAUUCUCUGGGAAAAGUCUGUGGCGAAGCAAGGGAUCUUCUUGCAAAUAAUGUGGUCUCGGGCAAAGACGCAGCAUCUUGGCUGUCUGCUCAAAAAAUGCCUAGACUCUUGGUGGAAACUGAGUGUCGAGCUGCAAAACUUCACAUGGCAGACUGUCAUCAUUUAAGAGCGCCUGGACACCGGAAAAGGCGAUUCAUUGAGCGGCCGGAGUUGGAGACGAUUUGGGGUUCAGUCUUAAACAUCUUUCGAGAGACGAUGAAAGCAUUUCCCCUUACAUUUGUUAUCAUGAGAAGCCUGUGAUUUCACGUACCACUCCGCUGUGCACUGAGGGAAAGCAUAAACGCAGGUGUGGCCCAGGCACCGAGUCCUCCCAGCACAACUCUGACCCCCCACUUUAGAGCCAAGUACCCCUCUACUAGGGGCGCUUAUCAAACAAAACCAACCGGACCUGGAGGAGGUGUUUUAGCCUUUUGUCAGGUAAUUAUGGGCCUUUUGGAUUCCUACAGUGGCUGUGGUGUAUGGCGUGGGUGUUAGCAAACUCCAUACAAUGGCAGACCUGUGAGGGAGUCCACUGACUAGGCCAAUCAUUACUGGCUUUUCUUCCAGAAAAAAAAAGGGCCUGAGCCCUGCCUUGUGAUGUACUGGCCAGAGGAGGCUGCCGUGCUUGGGUAUGCUGGGUUCAGCAGGUCCCUGCGUGGAAGACUGUAAGAAAAGUUAUGUGGACUCUGAGAAUGGAGAGAGCAUUGCUGUUUCCUUGUGUGCGGAUCCAGUGCAAAGAAAUAGAAGCGGAGAUAACUGGCCUUGUGUGGCACAUGUUGGUGGGGGUGGGGGGAAGGGCACAUGCCCCCAGCAUCCUACCGCCUUAGACAAAACUCUUCCUUACUGCUGGUCAAGGCCUCCCACCUCCCCUCCCCCAAAGCUAAAUGUUCUGCUUGGAAACCUAGUUCCUUCAGUGAUUCCCUAUUUCAAAUAAAAGGAUUUAAGUUGACGUAUGACCACGUGAGCACAUAAUACAGCACAUUAUUGUGGCAUUUGGAGCGGAGACCCGGGCGGCUUCGCCUGUGAUUACGUUUUGUAGAUUCUCUACAGAGAGAGAGCUUUUUCCCCCACCCCCACGCACCCACCUCCUCCUUCUCCUUCCCCUUCUCCGGAGAGCGCGCUCCUGGCGGGUUGCAGUUUUCAGUGCUUAUGGAGCGGUACUGGGCCAGCUAGCCGAUGGGACUCGAGGCCACACCAGGAGGAUGGAAUUUAUUUUAAGGUAUUUCCGUUGAUUGUUCAUAUCGAGAGUGAGUUAUGGCCGUGAGAGACAAAGGUCAGGCGAGGAGACCCUGGUUCAGGGACAGGACCCUCAGCCCCUCUCUUCCUUUGUUUCUCCUUUAGAACCGAAACCAUCUGAAAGAUCCCCAGUAGCGCCUGAGACUGAGUUUAAUUCCCUGGAAAGUGGGGGUGGGGGUGCGGAGGAAAGGGCACUUGGGUGCUAAUCGAUGGGCCUGGUGGCCUCCAGCUCUCGGGUGGCUUUGUCCACUACGGCAGCGCUCCAGUCCCAGAGCUGAGCCCCAGGCAGAGGGAGGGUCUCCAAGCCCCCGAGCAGGCUGGGCGCAGGCUAAGGGAGCCGCUGCUGGGUUCCUAAGGCAACACUGGAUGGGGUGGACGGAAGCCGAGUAAAGGAGAACGGGAAUCGCUCCUCGGUUCCUCCUGUUUGCCGGCCAGGAUGGAGGGCUAGGGCUGACCGGAGCAGCCGGAGCCGCUGGGAGAAGGAAAUCAAUGAGUGUGCAGAUGCGCUGCCAUUUUAUUGAUGAUGCUUCAGGCCACUUUGUUCAGUGCUGGGUUGCAGGGCGCGCUUUCUCACACACGGGAUGGAAGGAGCUGGACCCCGAAGACUGGCCUUUGUUUCCCGCACACCCCCUGCCCCACAGGGGUGGAGAAGGACAGCUCCGAUUCAGGACAGGCUUGGGGUGGGGGCAAGCAUGCUGGAUGCCCCAAAGCUCCGCUAUUCUAAUGUUGGGGCGCAGAGAGGAAAGAGGUAGCCUGAGCUGGGUUUGGGCUUCAUAAUGAGCAUG